Messenger RNA from Engraulis encrasicolus (European anchovy), 2577 nucleotides. It is a transcript of the gene csrp1b, whose product is annotated as cysteine and glycine-rich protein 1b. Gene Ontology annotation, biological process: sarcomere organization; muscle tissue development. Lineage: Eukaryota; Metazoa; Chordata; Actinopteri; Clupeiformes; Engraulidae. Bases 154 to 723 code for a protein of 189 amino acids. The transcript is spliced from 6 exons. Gene Ontology annotation, molecular function: structural constituent of muscle; actinin binding. Gene Ontology annotation, cellular component: cytoplasm; nucleus; Z disc. The record is from RefSeq and is a predicted model, not a curated record.
UCUCUCUCUCUCUCUCUCUCCCUCUCUCUCUCUCUUGCUCCUCCCUCUAGGAUAUUUAGCCUUUGGUCAUAGGGAAGUUUCAUCAGCUCCACAGAGAUACACUGGACCAGCACUUUAAACUAACAACGCACACACAGCCAACAGAGCAGCAGGAUGCCUCUCGGAGGGGGAAACAAAUGUGGCUGCUGCAAGAAGGCGGUGUACUUUGCUGAGGAGAUGCAGUGUGAGGGACAGAGCUUCCACAAGUCCUGCUUUCUGUGCAUGGCCUGUAAGAAGAACCUGGACAGCACUACAGUAGCCGUCCAUGAGGACGAGAUCUACUGCAAGUCCUGCUACGGCAAGAAGUAUGGGCCAAAAGGCUACGGGUUCGGUGGAGGAGCAGGGACGCUAAGCAUGGACACCGGUUCACACCUGGGCAUCAAACCAGAAGGGACCUCCAACCGUCCCACGAGCACCAACCCCAACGCCGCCAAGUUUGCCCCGAAGGGCUCGGACAUGUGUCCUCGCUGUGGGAAGGCCGUGUACGCAGCAGAGAAGGUCGUGGGUGGAGGAAACUCCUGGCACAAGAGCUGUUUCAGAUGUGCCAAAUGUGGCAAGGGGUUAGAGUCCACAACCCUGGCGGACAAAGAUGGAGAAAUCUACUGCAAAGCGUGCUACGCCAAGAAUUUUGGGCCUAAAGGAUUUGGAUUUGGCCAGGGAGCCGGAGCGUUGGCACAUGCCUAGUGAAGUCUGUGCCAGGCGGGCGGACUGCGGGCGGUCGGGCGGGCCGACUGGCAGACGGGCGAUGCCCACCGCACCACAGGGGUUCCCCAGGGUCCCCCACCCACACAGCUCUCAUGUUCCUGUGGAUGAAGAAAGAUUUGUGCCUGUGUUUAUGUGCAUGUGUAUUGUAUGUGUGUGCAUGAUACUUUGUUUCCCUGUUUACACACGCACACACACACACACACACACACACACACACACACACACACACACACACACACACACACACACACACACACACACACACACACACACACACACACACACACACACAUACACACACACACACACACACACACACACGCACACACACAAACCCACACAAACACUAUCUCUCCCAGCACUUUGCCAAGAACUAUAUGAAUCAGGCCUGGUUUACACAUCUGAUAAUGUAUCUGGAUGUGUAAACUAACAAACUUUGACACCGUUUUUCUCAUGGAAGGACAGUCCAUAGCUUUACUGUACUCGGUUCAUUACCAGUAUGCCAAUUGUAAUAAUAUCAGCCUUCUGUAAUGAGAUAAGAAAAACAAUUUGCUUAUAUUCCUAUAGGGUAUUGUGAUUUCACUGCACUAGUCAUAUGAUUCAUGCCUAAAGAAAGUUAGCAAGCUGUAGCUUCAUACUAGCGAUAAGCUCACCUAGCAGUGCACCAUAUUAGUUUACCAAGCUAGCAUAGUGCUGUUUCCAACCUCAGCUGACGCGUUUUAUCAUUGGUAAUUUGACUCCCUUAUCCUGGUGUGUUUCAGAUAAGCCAAGCCAGUCUAGCCUUUUUUGGUUGAGCUUGUCUAGCUCUUGACCUAUCGCUCUGCCUGUGUGCUUGUCCAGAAAGAGCCCUUUGUGAGGCAGACUAGUGUUUACUUUGCUCAGCUGCCAUCACUCAGUCCAUGGCUGGAUUGGCCAUAACAUAUACAGGGCAUUUGCCCGGUGGACUGUUGAUGAUUUUGGCCCGGUCCUCCCCACAAUGUAGUGGUGUCAGUGGUCAUACCGCUACAGCUGUCCUCUCAGAGACGGAUUUGAAUAUUCAUUUUGGCUGUUGUGGUCUGAAUAGCUCACAAGAGAUGACUAAAACCGUUGUCACAGGCUUCAUUGUCUCUGUCAAGGCCUGGCGGACCGGUCAUGGCUGAAAAUGCCAAAGCCGGAUUUUUUGUCCAAGUCCAGCCCUGACUCAGUCCAUUAGUGCGUAAGUACACAAAUGGGUCAAAGACGUCCAACUUGACACUGCCCUUCAGUGCUAACAGAUGCCUUUGCAACUGUGAAAAUCAUGAAAUUUCAAAACAUUUUUUUGAAAAGUGAAUGCAUGAAAGCCAAGCCAAAAAAAAAAAUAAAAAAAAAAUUGCAUUUACAGUAAGCAAAAGUAUCCGUUGCACUGAAGGACAUGUUGGACGUCUUUGACCCAAACGCGCCAUGCUUUACAUUGAAGGACACAUGAGGCCUAGAGGAGUAGCCAAUAGAGCACUUAAAAACACCCAAGUACCUUCAGGCGCUUUUAACACAGUAGGCUUAACAUUACACCUCCAUUACAGCUCCAUCCAAUAAUGAGACAUAAGGGAAGACAUGUGGCGGGCACAAUAAAAAGAGCUAACAUUUCUGCAAACACUAUUGUCAUUAUUAUGUUAUUGUUGCUUAAUAACUUGUCAUUCUGUGCUUGUUUUGGUGUGUGAUUGUUGUUCACUUUGAGAUCAGUGAUAUAAAAUGCAUCUUGUCACUCUGAGGCUGCCCGAGGUCAUCAUUGUUUUCUGCACGACCCAAAACAAAAACCGAGCCCAGCGGCGCUCCACAGGCUCCAGUCCUCACACAGUCCUCUCACAAACACACUGG